Messenger RNA from Pocillopora damicornis (cauliflower coral), 630 nucleotides. Its product is annotated as DNL-type zinc finger protein-like. The record is from RefSeq and is a predicted model, not a curated record. Gene Ontology annotation, cellular component: mitochondrion. Lineage: Eukaryota; Metazoa; Cnidaria; Anthozoa; Scleractinia; Pocilloporidae. Gene Ontology annotation, molecular function: protein-folding chaperone binding; zinc ion binding. Gene Ontology annotation, biological process: protein stabilization; protein folding; protein import into mitochondrial matrix.
AUGCGGCGAGCAUCCGUCGAAUGCACGGAUAAAGAACCAGCAGAGUUACCAGGAAGAGCCUUUGAAAGGCAGAGUCUCUUACAGAAGAACAUAUCAGGACUUCAGUUGAAGCGACUCUAUAUGGUGUAUGAGAAGGAAGAAGACAAUGCAAAUGAACGACAUGAUAAGUCGCAUCGCGUUUUAAGACAAGUAUCGUGGAAUCAUUUGAUAAGAAGACCUUUUAGUUUCAGUACUUCCUUAACUACAGCUACAUCUACGAGAACGUGUUCCUUAUGGCGUAGCUUUUGCAGUAAGGCGACGAAUAGCGGUUGUAAACCGCUGGGGUCGAUUACUCAGAGAGAUAAGUUUCAUCUGGUAUUCACGUGCAACGUGUGUGAAACACGAUCACAGAAGCUCGUCAGUAAACAGGCCUAUUCUAAAGGAGUAGUUAUUGUCAAAUGUCCUGGAUGUAACAAAAAUCAUCUUAUAGCCGACAACUUGGGGUGGUUUUAUGACGAUAACAGAAAUAUUGAAGAUAUCUUGGCUGAAAAGGGUGAAUCAGUAAAAAUGUUGACAGAGAAUGAUUCCUUAGGGUAUCUUGUAAAAGACUUGGCAAACAGAAUUGAAAAGGGAGAACGAUGAGAAGAUGAG